AUGGAAGAGAAGAAGAGGAAGUUGAUCAGCCCACAGCGGCGCCUGCAGCGCCUAUUUUUGGAGGAGUUCAAGAAGUCCUUCUUUUCGCCAAACCCUUGGUACGAAUGCCCGGAGGUCUCCUUCACUGGGAAUCCGGGGAAGAUCUACGACUACUGGAUGACCAAUAGGCCCGCGCGAGACAUCGAGCGCAUCUGCGACGGGAAGGAAAGCUGUGGCUGCGCAUGGAAGCAGUUGGAUGGCCGACGUGGCGUCAGCUAUGUGAGCUACAACCAGGAGGGCCAAGUAGUCUUCGUCCGAGAGGUUGGGGAACCUCAGGGGAUGGGCAAGUUCAAGGAGAACACCAUGAAGAGCCUGCAGCCAGUGAUCGGCGUGAUGAACAGCAUCACGAAGAUGCUGAACGUGGCGGACUGGUACUUGGAGGUGGAGGACACCGAAUUUGAGCUCCCGGGUGGGAGCCGCGAAGCCACGAGCGCCUUCGCUGGUGCCAGCGGCGCAGGGUCUGCCUACACCACGGGCAUGCCCAAACGAAAGGCCCACGCCUGCGGCUGA
Messenger RNA from Effrenium voratum, 549 nucleotides. Lineage: Eukaryota; Dinophyceae; Suessiales; Symbiodiniaceae. The record is from the annotation of a GenBank genome assembly.